UGCCCGCUCCGCCUCCUGCUAGGUGGAGGCGGUGCUGUGGCGGGUGACCUGCUGCCUGUAGCCAGUUGCAGGACCUGGGCCUUGGUGGUCUCUGGGAACUGAGCAGAGAAUGCCAGAGCCACAAGCAAAGGCCGAAGAGUUCUAAGUAAGGCGGUGUGGUGGCUACCCAGGCACUGUGGCAGGGCUCCAGACUGGAGGAAGCCCAGAGAGCUUGAUGUGGGUCGAAGGCGGCCAUUCCCGGGAGCACUGCAAAAGACUUAUCCGCCCCUGUCUGGAGCGUUGUGAAGGAUCUGUGGGGCCUGACGCGUAGGUUUUCCACAGCUAGGGGCAGGUGCUCUGGAACCUCGUUCCCGCGGGACUGACGAUCUCUUUCUCUGGCACCCCGCGGUGCUUCAGAAAGGUUUAGAAACGUGGCGCUAUGAGGAGUCGUAGUAACUCCGGAGUCCGGCUGGACGGCUACGCGCGGCUUGUACAUCAGACGAUCCUGUGCCACCAGAAUCCAGUGACCGGCUUGCUUCCAGCCAGCUAUGAUCAGAAAGAUGCCUGGGUCAGAGAUAAUGUGUACAGUAUCUUGGCCGUAUGGGGUCUGGGUCUGGCCUAUCGGAAGAAUGCAGACCGCGAUGAGGAUAAGGCGAAGGCAUAUGAACUGGAGCAGAGUGUAGUGAAGCUGAUGAGAGGACUGUUGCAAUGCAUGAUCAGACAGGUGGAUAAAGUAGAGUCCUUCAAAUAUAGUCAGAGCACUAAAGAUAGCCUCCAUGCCAAGUACAACACCAAAACCUGUGCCACUGUAGUGGGUGAUGACCAGUGGGGACACCUGCAGUUGGAUGCUACCUCUGUAUAUCUGCUCUUCUUAGCACAAAUGACUGCCUCAGGACUCCACAUUAUCCACAGCCUAGAUGAAGUCAAUUUCAUACAGAACCUUGUGUUUUACAUUGAAGCUGCAUAUAAAACUGCUGACUUCGGGAUAUGGGAACGUGGAGACAAGACCAACCAAGGGAUAUCAGAAUUAAACGCCAGUUCAGUUGGAAUGGCAAAGGCAGCUCUGGAAGCACUAGAUGAGCUGGACUUAUUUGGUGUGAAAGGUGGGCCCCAGUCAGUUAUCCAUGUCCUACCUGAUGAAGUACAACACUGUCAGUCUAUCCUUAAUUCACUACUGCCCCGGGCUUCAACAUCCAAAGAGGUUGAUGCUAGUCUGCUCUCCGUAAUUUCCUACCCGGCCUUUGCUGUUGAAGAUAGCCAGUUGGUGGAGCUGACAAAACAGGAAAUCAUCACCAAGCUUCAGGGUCGUUACGGUUGCUGUCGUUUUCUACGAGAUGGAUAUAAAACUCCUAAAGAGGAUCCCAAUCGUCUCUACUAUGAGCCAGCUGAGCUGAAGCUAUUUGAAAACAUUGAGUGUGAAUGGCCACUGUUCUGGACGUACUUUAUCCUUGAUGGGGUCUUCAGUGGCAACACAGAACAGGUUCAAGAGUAUAGAGAAGCUCUUGAAGCAGUUCUCAUUAAGGGCAAAAACGGAGUUCCACUUCUGCCAGAGUUGUACAGUGUUCCCCCCGACAGGGUUGAUGAAGAGUAUCAAAACCCUCAUACUGUGGACCGAGUCCCUAUGGGGAAGCUGCCUCAUAUGUGGGGUCAAUCUCUAUAUAUUUUAGGAAGCUUGAUAGCAGAGGGAUUUUUAGCUCCUGGAGAAAUUGAUCCCUUGAAUCGUAGAUUUUCUACUGUACCUAAGCCAGAUGUCGUGGUUCAAGUUUCCAUUCUAGCUGAAACAGAAGAAAUCAAGGCCAUUUUGAAGGACAAGGGAAUUCUUGUGGAGACUAUUGCUGAAGUAUACCCCAUCAGAGUACAACCAGCUCGUAUUCUCAGUCACAUUUAUUCUAGUCUAGGAUGCAACAGUAGAAUGAAACUCAGUGGACGGCCAUAUAGACUCAUGGGAGUUCUUGGAACUUCAAAAUUGUAUGAUAUUCGGAAAACUAUCUUUACUUUCACCCCACAGUUCAUAGACCAGCAACAGUUCUACCUCGCUCUGGACAAUAAGAUGAUAGUGGAAAUGCUUAGGACAGAUCUCUCCUACCUCUGCAGCCGCUGGAGGAUGACAGGCCAGCCCACCAUCACCUUCCCCAUCUCACACUCCAUGCUUGAUGAAGAUGGAACUAGCUUAAAUUCAAGUAUUCUGGCAGCACUCCGAAAAAUGCAAGAUGGCUAUUUUGGUGGGGCAAGGACAUCAGUUGACUGAAUAACUGAAUCUGUGAAAACCAAACACACAGAUAAGGAAGGAAUAUCAUGCCUCAGCAAUCCCUGAACUUUUUGGCAAGAGGGGGUGGUUUUGGAGGGAUGGGAGGGGUACUUUCUGAAUGAUUCAAAGGACCCCAAUGUGGAUCCCUUGCAUGUGCAAUUCACAGUAGGGUUCCUGGCGCUUUGAGAAUCAACUGCAGCUUAUCUGACAGAAGGUGGAGCUCAGGUGGUAAUGCAGGCAAGUGAUGGAGAGCUGCCAUACAUACAGAUGAAGCUUCCCUGGUUCCUCACUUGCUGCUCACCAGGUCUGUGAACCCCAAGAUUGAGGAUAACUGCUGUAUCUACCAUCUCAUAUAGAAUCUAUAUUCUAAUUGUUCAGUUGUCCCCAUGAUGUUUUUCCACAGAUUUUUUCCCAACUAAAACCAACCAAAGGUCACAUAUGAGCAUUUACUAGUUAUAUCCCUUUUGUGGUUUAAUCUCAUCUUAAUCUAGAACAGUGAGCCACUAGUUUGUUAAUCUUUCAAAUUUUGAAGAGGACAGGCCACUUAAAGCAAGAUGUCUCAGUUUGGAAUUGUCUCGUUGUUUCCUCAUGAUGAGAUUUACAUUGUAUGUUUUGAUAGGAAUGCUACCUGUGCAAUGUUGAACCCUUGGUUUAAUUUAGGAUCUUUAAGAUGGAGUGCACCUCUUUGAUGAUUAAGAAAUAUGCAAAACAGAAAUAAAGAUUUUAUCACUUACUGGUUCAGUGCUGUGGGAAGUAAACAACACGCUUGGAAGCCACACGCAGAGGCCAGGGAACAUGUGAGAGUAUGGGAAGGGGAGGGGUAAUGAGGUAAAGAGGCAGAGGGAAGGACACGGCAGAGAGAGAGCUCUAUGAGCCAAGGCAUUAACACAUUUAUUAGGAUUCAGAGCACUGUCUGACAGGGACCUGGGCUGCUGGCGGGGGUGAGUUCCUGCUCAUCAUCCUGAGCCCCCGGAGAGUUUAAGAUCAUCACUCCCAGUAGUCAAGGACACACCCAGCUUCCAGCCACACUAGACUGGGCUCUGCAGGUUUCAUGCCUGCCUGUGCCACACCCAGUGUCCUUCUUUCAAUCUGGGGAACUGGGCUACCAGAGGAGGGAACUGUGUUGCCAGAGGAGAUGAGUUCCUGAACACCAUCCCGAGCCCUGGGAGAGCUUAAGAUCAUCGCUUCCAAGGACAUGCCCAACUUCCAGCCACACUACACUGGGCACUGCAGGUUUCAGGGCUGCCUGGGCCACGCCCAGUGACAUUCUUUUAACCCUGGGAACUGUGCUGCCAGAGGAGGUGAGUUCCUGCUCACCAUCCCAAGCCCUAGGAGAGUGCAAGAUAAUGGCUCCCAGUGGACAAGGACCUACCCAGCUUCCAGCCACACUAGACUAGGCUUGGGAGGUUUUGCAGCCAAACUAGAUUACACCAGGCAACCUUCUUCAAUCAGGGGAAUUGUGAGCACGUGAAGUGAGUUCUGCACAUUGGUCCUUGCCGGGGGAGAGCUUUGGACCAUCAUCCACAGUGGUUAGGUGCCCACCCAGCAUUCUGGAACACUGGAACUGGCACAGGAAGUCCUGUGGGCCUCACUGGACCACACUCAGCAACCUCCAUUCAGUCCCAGGCACCAAGGGCAUAGGAGACCAUUUCCAACAUGCCCAGGGGAAGCUUUGGAAGAACACUUGAAACAUGGAAAUAUAGGAAAAUGACAAAACAAAAGACCAAAAUGCAAUCUCAAACUUCUAGCCCAUUCCAAGAAAGCCUAUGAGCCAUGCACAUAGAAGAAAAUAUAUGCUGUACACUUGAAACCUGGAAAUUAUUGCAACUGAAAUAAAGAAGCAACUCUGGGAAGCUUUAAAGGAAUUCAAAUUAGAAAUAAUAUCCCAGGUAAAAGAAGAAAUGAUACAGUAAUUAAAGAGAUAUUGAACACAAAUAAAGAAGACACAGUUAAAAAGUUAGGGGAACAAAAAAAAAAAAAAGAAUCCCUGGAUAAACAAUAUAAGAAACAAACAGAACACAUGAAGCAGAUUCAAAGAGAUAUACAGGAAAUCAAAAAUUCCAUUGAAAGUUGUCAAACCACCUCAGUGAAAGUGAAGAUAGCAUUUUAGACCUUGAAGACAAGAUUUCAGCUAGUGAACAGGAAAGGAAAGGUCUUUUAAAAAUAAGGAAUCAGGAAAUAAUUCAACAGCUGCAAGAUGAUGCAAAGAAAAACAACACGAGAUUGAUAGGAAUAAAUGAAAAAGAAGGGCACAACACAAAGGAUAUUUAGAGAAGUAAUAGCUAAAAAUUUCCCAAGCAUGAGAAUGGAAACUGACAUGAGGAUCAGUGAAGCAAACAGAACCCCAAGUGGCCAUAACCAAAAUAAAACUACAGCAAGACAUAUAAUAAUCAGCAUCCAAGAAAUCCAACACAAGAACAGAAUAUUAAAAGCUGUUAAGAGAAAAGACACAUCACCUAUAAAGGAAAACCUAUCAGAAUCACAGCAGACUUGUCAACACAAACAAUGAAGUCAAGAAGAGCAUGGAAUGAAGUAUUUCAGAUCCUAAAGGAAAAUGAUUUUCAACCUAGACUGAUGUACCCUGCAAAACUGUCCUUCAAAAUUGAUGGAGAAAUAAGAUACUUCCAUGACAAAGAACAGCUGAAGGACUUCAUGAUCACCAAGCCAACCCUGCAAAGAAUACUGAAAGACAUUCUAGAUACACAUAGGAAAAAACCACUAAGCAAGGCAGACAAUUAAACAGAAUGGAAAGAUAAAGAUGCAACAGCAGAAAGAUAACAUGUCAACAAUAAACCAAUAUAUAACAGUUAUAACCAUUAAUGUAAGUGGUUUCUAUUCAGUAAUUAAAAGAAACAGACUGCCACAAUGGAUCAAGAAACAACAUUCAACUAUAUGUUGUCUACAAGAAACCAAUCUAACCCAAAAGGAAACUCACAGAUUGAAAGUCAAAGGAUGGAAAAUAAUACUUCAUGCAACAGGAACCAAAAAAAAAAAAAAAAAAAAAAAAAAAGCAGGCGUAGCCAUUCUAUUUGGAGACAAUGUGAACUUCAAACCAAGAAUGAUUCAAACAGAUAACGAAGGUCAUUACAUACUGGUUAGGGGAAAACUUCAAGAGGAAGAGAAAACAAUCUUAAAUGUAUAUGCACCAAAUUCCAGAGCACCAAGUUAUACAAAGCAAGUAUUAAAAGAAAUGAAAAAUCAAAUUAGCAAUAACACAAUUAUAACAAGAGACCUUAACACACCAUUGACACCAAAGGAUAGAUUAAUCAGACAGAAAAUCAGCAAAGAACAGAAUUGAAUCACAUCUGUGAACAAAUGGACUUGAUAGACAUAUACAGAGUGUUCCACCCAACAACAUCAGAAUGCAUAUUCUUCUCAGCAGUCCAUGGGACAUUCUGUAAAAUAGACCAUAUACUAGCCCACAGAACAUAUUUAAUAAAAGCAAAAGAAUUGAAAUUAUCCCAUGCAUGUUAUCAGAUCAUAGCACCAUGAAACUAGAAAUUAAUGAUAAAAGAAACUGUAAAAAACCCACAAACAUAUGGAAAUUAAAUAAUACACUUUUGAGCAAUCAGUGGGUAACUGGGGAAAUUAAACAAGAAAUUAGACAAUACCUACAAGCAAAUAAAAAUACAAAUGCAACUUACCAGAAUCUGUUGGAUGCAAUGAAAGCGGUCCUCAGAGGAAAGUUUAUUGCACUGAGUUCCCACAUCAGGAAAACAGAAUGAAUACAAAUAAACAACCUGAUGCUACACCUCAAACAUCUAGAGAAAGAAAAUAAGUCAAGCCCAAAGCCAAAAGAAGGGAGGAAAUUAUAAAAAUUAGAGCAGAAUGUAAUGCAAUAGAGGCUAAGAAAACAAUCCAAAGAAUCAAUGAAUCAAAGAGUUGGUUCUUUGAAAGAAUAAACAAAAUUGAUAAGCCCCUAGCCAACUUUAUUUUAAAAAGAGAAGAAAAAGCUCAAAUUCAUGCAAUAAGGAAAGAAAAGCCAAAAUUACUACAGACUGUGGAAAUACAUAAGAUCAUCAACAUUGAUUUCAAAAACCUCUACUCUCAUAGGUCUGAUAACACAGAAGAAAUGGACAGAUUCCUAGAAACAUAUGAGGUACCAAAGCUGGGUAAAGAAGAUGUAAAUCUGCUGAAUAACCCAAUCUCUAUUAAAGAAAUGGAAAAUGUAAUUAAGUCCUUACCUACAAAGAAGAGCCCAGGCCCAGACAGAUUCCCUGCGGAAUUCUACAAGUAAUACAAAGAAGACUUCAUGCCAACACUCUUCAAACUCCUCAAUAAAAUCCAAAGGGAAGCAAUUCUUCCUAAGUCAUUCCUGUAAGCAAAAACCUAGUACAAAAACCUGAGAAAGACCCAACUAAAAAGAGAACUUCAGGCCAAUCUGCCUAAUGAACACAGAUGCAAAAAUCCUCAAUAAAAUAUUGGCAAAUAGGAUGCAGCCUAUCAUCAAGAUGAUUAUACACCAUGAUCAACUGGGAUUCAUCCCAGCUGUGCAGGAAUGGUUCAACAUAUGCAAAUCAAUAAAUGUAAUCCACCAUAUCAAUAGAGCCAAAAGUAAGAAUCACAUGAUCAUUUCUAUAGAUGCAGAAAAAGCUUUUGAUAAGGUCCAACACUCACUCAUGAUGAGCACCUUACAGAAAAUUGGAAUAGAUGGUCUUUUCCUUAAUAUGAUAAAGGCCAUCUAUGACAAACCAACAGCCAGCAUCAUAUUAAAUGGCCAAAAACUGAAGGCCUUUACCUUGAAAUCAAGCACAAGACAAGGAUUUCCCUUAUCACCACUCCUAUUCAACAUAGUACUAGUAAGCCUAAGCAAUAAGGCAAGAGAGAAAAAUAAAAGCGGUAAAGAUAGGAAAAGAAGAAGUUAAGUUAUCAUUAUUUGCAGAUGACAUGAUACUCUACAUAGAAGACCCCCAAACCUCCAUUGAAAGACUCCUAGAUACAAUAAAUAAAUUCAGCAAUAUAGCUGGAUACAAAAUCAAUAGCAUUUCUAUACACUAACAACAAAAUCGCUGAGAGAGAAGUAAGAUUAGCCACACCCUUCAGACUAGCAUACAAAAAAUGAUAUACUUAGGAAUUAAUCUCACAAAAGAAGUGAAAGAUCUAUACAGGGAAAAUUAUAAUGCCCUGAAAAAGAAAUCAAAGAGGAUCUCAGAAAAUAGAAAAACAUCCCUUGUUCAUGGAUAGAAAGAAUAAAUACUGUGAAAAUGACCAUUCUCCCAAAACUCUUAUACAGAUUCAAUGCAAUCCCAAUAAAAAAUACCAUCAACAUACCUCCUAGAUCUAGAGAAAUCACUCCUAAAAUUUAUCUGGAGCCAGAAGAAACCUAGAAUAGCAAAGGCAAUUCUAAGCAGCAAAGACAAGGCAGGAGGCAUCACAAUCCCUGACUUGAAGUUAUACUACAAAGUUACUGUAAUAAAAUCAACAUGGUACUGGAAUAAUAACAGAUCUGAAGAUCAGUGGAACAGAUUAGAAGAUGUAGCCACAACUACCAACACAGUUAACCACCUUAUCUUUGAUAAAGGGACCAAACAUGUUCACUGGAAGAACAACAGUCUCUUUAUUAAAUGGUGAUGGAAAAACUGGCUCUCCAUAUGCCGAAAACUAAAAGUCGACCUAUGCCUAUCACCAUGUACUAAACUAAAAUCUAAAUGGAUCCAAGAUCUGAAUAUUAAAACAGAAACACUAAAUCUGUUGGAAGACAAAUUAGGUAAAAACAUUGAAGCCGUAGUGGUAGGUAGAGAACUCGUGAAUAGGAAUCAAACUGCAUGGGAAAUACUUGUCAGAAUCAAUAACUGGGAUGACACCUUAUUAAAAAUUUUCUGCAUGUGAAAAGAAAUCUCCAGCAUAGUGAAAAGAAAACCCACAAACUGGGAAAAAUGUUAGUGAACUGUCCCUCAGACAAAGGAAUUCUGUCUAAAACAUACAAAGAAUUUUAAAAAAUCAGACCCCUGAAAUUCAAAGACCCAAUCCAAAAAUGGGCAUCUGAGAUGAAUACACACUUCUCAGAUGAAGAAAUACAAAUGGCCAGUAAAUACAUAAAAAAAUGUUCAUCAUCAUUGGUCAUUAGAGAAAUGCAGAUUAAAACAACACUGAGAUUCCAUCUCAUUUCAGAAAGAAUGGCCAUGAUAAAACUACCAACAACAAGUGCUGGAGAGGUUGUGGGGAAAAAGGAACUCCCCUGCACUAUUGGUGGGAGUGUCAACUGGUGCAACCACUGUGGAGAUCAGUCUGGAGAUUCCCCAAAAAGCUGGGAUUGGAAGUCCCAUUCGACCCAGCUAUUCCACUUCUAGGCAUAUUCCCAAAAGAACUGAAAACAUACCACAGUGAUAUAUGUGCACCCAUGUUUAUAGCAGCACAAUUUGUAAUAGCCAGAUUUUGGAAACAACCUAAGUGUCCAUCAACUGAGGAAUGGAUAAAAAGUUGUUGUAUUUUCAUACAGUGGAGUACUACUCAGCUAUAAAGAAUGAUCACAUUGAGAUAUUUAUAAGUAAAUGGAUGCAAUUUGAGACCAUACUCAUAAGCAGAAUAAAUCAAACUUACAUGUAUAAAUACCGUAUAGUAUAAGAAAUGGUAAGAGUACGUAAGAGUUUAUGGUAAUCAUGAUUCCUCAUUACAUUGCUUUGAAGCCUUAUAAUGUUUCCAAUCAUUAGUUGGAAUGGUUUUAUCCUGGUUUGUUUGAUUUUUAUUAUCUGUGAUAGUAUGAACAGCUAUUUUGAAGAAAACAAUAUAUUAUUAUAGCCAUUGCUGAUUUAAUAUCAUCUAACUCUGAAGUCCUACCAUGCUUUUGUUCUUCUGUUUCUAUUGGUUCUAUCAUAUUGGAUUUUAUUUUGUGUGAUAGUAUAAACAAGUUUUCUAUGGAAAAUGAGAUAAUGUGGUAGCCAUUGUUCACUUUCUGUUAUUUGGUUCUGAAUGCUUUUUAAUACUUUCAUUCUCUUGAAUGGUUUUAUACUAUUUUAUUUUGUUUGUUACUAUUGUAUAUGAAGUUAUGCUCAACUAUUUCAAAGAAAGAGACAUUAUGGUAGUUACUUUUAAUUACAGGUUGUCUUGUCAUUAAAUACUGUGUUGCUUACAUUGUUCUGUUUUGAUCUGCUUUGUUAUGUCCUCUUUUGUCUUAAUCUCUUUAAAAUAAAAAAAAUUUAAAAAUGAUUCAGAGCAUUACCCACACAAAUCUCCCAUAGAUAAUUUUAAUGGAUAGAUUUAAAGCAUGUAGGCACAAUUUCCAAGUGGUGAUUCAGAAGCAGUUGUUGUAGCAUAUCUGCACAGUCUUUGUGAGGUAAGAUCAGUGGGACUGGUCAAAUAGCUUUUAUCUAGUUGUCUCGUGGGUGGUCACUAGAAGGCAGCUACAUAAAGCAAAUAUUUGAAUGGACCACAUUGAGGAACUGAGGAAGGAGUAAAACUGGAAACUGUCAAGGGUGAUUAUUUAUUUCAAUGUUCUUUGGUAGUAGAAAGCUAAAUCUAUAUUCAAAAUUGAUGCUGAAGGACAUAAAAUUAUAAGCAUUCAUUAGAGCCCUUAAGUCAUCUUAUGAGGAGGCAUGUGGUUUGUUACAUUAUUGGUGAUGUUACCAUGAUCGCUUGGUUAAAGUAUCUGCCAAGUUUUUUUCUUAUCUUUCCCAACAGUCUUUAAGCAAAUGAUAUUACCUCCCCUUGAUAUUUGCAUGAAUCAGUUAUUACUAAUGGAGUUGUAAAAGAGUGCAUCUAUCACAAUGCAUGCACUCAUUAGUUAGACUUCUUGUGUAUAAAAUGAUCUUUCCAUUCCCUUCCUGUUUUUAAUAGGUUAGAAUCAGCAUAGACCCAUGAAUUUUCCUUUAUUAGUAUUAUGUUUGCAGUACAUAAUGAUCACAUUCAUCAUGAAAAAAUUGUAACAUACAUAACACAUCUUAAUUCUUUUUUGUCCUUUUCCUCUUCUUUCACCCCAA
Molecule: messenger RNA, 10143 nt
Organism: Cavia porcellus (domestic guinea pig)
Lineage: Eukaryota; Metazoa; Chordata; Mammalia; Rodentia; Caviidae
Gene: Phka1
Product: phosphorylase kinase regulatory subunit alpha 1
Exons: 18
Coding region: 419-2227 (602 amino acids)
Biological process (GO): glycogen metabolic process
Cellular component (GO): phosphorylase kinase complex
Molecular function (GO): calmodulin binding
Source: RefSeq, a predicted model, not a curated record